CUUCGCUCCCGAUCCCCAAAAAAAAAAAAAAAAAAAAGGGAAAAAAAGAGGGGAAAAUUGAAGGAAUGAGAGCAUCCAAUCUCCUUCAUCAGCUGCAGAUUCCUCCCACAAAUUUAGCCAAGCGAAGCAUCAGAAGAUUCAGCAACUCUCAGAUCCCCAAAGGAUGUUUUCCUGUUGGGGAUACAGGUCGAAAAUCGGCUUCAGAAACGCAAAAAAGCCAUUCUCUUUGCAUUUGUCGACAGUUGCAGUCAUCUUCUUGUGAAAAUGCCGAAGAGGGCACCAGAAGGUCUAAUUCAGAGGAUGUUGUUUUCACACUGGAAAAAGCUUCGAAGAAACAUGAAACGGUCGGAGCAUUCCAGAAGCUCCCAAUGGUGAUGCCGGCAAUUGAUAUACUUUCUUCAGCUCAGAGAAAAGCGAGAAAUGUCCCGCCUACUAAGGGUAUUGCAAAUAUAGCCAAGCGAGAAAAAAAUAGAGGUGCGAAGCAACUUGAUGCCUUAAUGAAAGAAUUAGCUGUACCUUUGCGUACGUACAUGGAAACCUUUCCUAAUAAAAGAUAUCUACAUCCAUAUGAGCGAUCUCUCAUCGAGCUUACUUUUGGUGAGGGUAACUAUGAACAGGUGCUAGGAAGAGUUGAUGCUCUGAGGAAAAAGCUUAUAUCUGUCGGAAAGCAACAUGCGUCUCUUUGUGCUCAGUCAUCAUCGAAGCGCGAAGCAGAGGAGCGACUUAAUGAGGGUCGAAAAAGGCUCGAGGAAACCUUUAAUAUCGGAAAGAGUGCUGUUGAUGAUCUACUAACUGUUGCAAAGACGUUGCGUGCUAUGCCAGUGGUUGAUCCACGGACGCCUACGCUUUGUCUUGUCGGAGCACCGAAUGUGGGGAAAUCUUCGUUGGUUCGGAUACUCUCGUCAGGAAAGCCAGAAGUGUGCAACUACCCUUUCACAACAAGAGGAGUUUUAAUGGGUCAUAUUAUCUUGAACUAUGAGCGUUUCCAGGUUACUGAUACUCCAGGACUCCUUAGAAGACAUGAAGACGACAGGAACAACAUAGAAAGAUUAACGCUCGCCGUCCUCUCUCAUCUGCCAACUGCUGUUCUCUUCGUUCACGACCUCUCGGGAGAAUGCGGGACCUCGCCCGACGACCAGUUCGUUACCUACAAAGAAAUAAAGGAACGAUUUGGGGAUCGCCUAUGGCUCGACGUCAUUUCCAAAUGCGAUCUCUUGGGGGAUUCUUCGACCGGCAUCAUAGAGGGCGAUGAUGCGGUCGCGAGGUACAAAAUGUUCGGACCGGAUGGAUCCAUUCGUGUUUCAGUGAAGAGCGAACUUGGUGUCGAUGAGCUGAAGAGCAGAGUUCAUCAACUGCUGAUCUCCCAGAUGGCUCGGAUCCGAAGCGAGAAGGGCGAAGAACAAAGCGACGGCAUGAUCAGCAGUUCUUAAGCCUUCCGUCUUUGCCGUAUUGGUCCCUGCAAACUAAAGAAUUGCGUAUUUAUCCUUCUAAAGUUUAUAGCUCUGCAGUUAUAUUCCUCUUGAAAAUUUGGGCAUAUAUCCUGCCUCGUCAAUCGACCAGUAAAGUUCGACCAUUCUACAUGAUGAUGAAAAUUUGAGGGGGAAAAAAAAUGAAUUGCAAGAGUGAAACUGUAAUUUGUGUCGAAUGUUCGACUAAUGAGGCACAAAUUUUUAGAAUUUAAGAGGGAUGUACACGAUAAUAUAAACUUUGAAGGGGUGAAAAAAUGUAAACAUUUGCAGGGAUAUACACGCAAUUUUAGGCUCUUCUCUGCUUAGAUUUACUUGUUUCAUAGCGCAAGUGUAGUUUCUUGUUGAACUGUAACAUUGAACAGUACUGAGUGUUGGAUGCUUGAAAAUUCCUUUGAAGUAAGCUUAAAAAAAUUGAUUUCAAAUA
Molecule: messenger RNA, 1893 nt
Organism: Ananas comosus (pineapple)
Lineage: Eukaryota; Viridiplantae; Streptophyta; Magnoliopsida; Poales; Bromeliaceae
Product: nucleolar GTP-binding protein 1
Exons: 14
Coding region: 66-1430 (454 amino acids)
Biological process (GO): ribosomal large subunit biogenesis
Cellular component (GO): nucleolus
Molecular function (GO): GTP binding; GTPase activity; RNA binding
Source: RefSeq, a predicted model, not a curated record